Molecule: messenger RNA, 3131 nt
Organism: Pteropus alecto (black flying fox)
Lineage: Eukaryota; Metazoa; Chordata; Mammalia; Chiroptera; Pteropodidae
Gene: CUNH5orf22
Product: chromosome unknown C5orf22 homolog
Exons: 9
Coding region: 103-1434 (443 amino acids)
Source: RefSeq, a predicted model, not a curated record
GCGCGCUUCCACCCGGGGAGGGCAGCGGUGCAGCCUUUCCCGAGUUCCCGGAUCCUCCGCCUGGCGUCUCCGGCUGGUUGGAACGCUGCUGGGGGCGAAAACAUGAGCGACCCUGCGGGAGAGUGUGCUCGCUUUCGGCGCUACCCCGAGCUCCCGGUGUGGGUGGUGGAGGAUCAUCAGGAGGUUCUGCCUUUUAUAUACCGAGCCAUUGGCUCAAAGCAUCUUCCUGCCAGUAAUAUAAGUUUUGUGCAUUUUGAUUCACACCCGGACCUCCUUAUUCCUGUGAAUAUGCCAGCUGACACUGUGUUUGAUAAGGAAACUCUUUUCGGAGAAUUAAGUAUUGAGAAUUGGAUUAUGCCUGCAGUUUAUGCUGGCCAUUUUUCUCAUGUAGUAUGGCUUCAUCCCACAUGGGCUCAGCAGAUCAGAGAAGGCAAACAUCGCUUUUUAGUAGGCAAAGACACUUCUACCACAACAAUCAGGGUUACAAGUACAGAUCAUUACUUCCUAAGUGAUGGUCUUUAUGUAACUGAAGACCAGCUAGAGAACCAAAAACCUUUACAGUUGGAUGUAAUUAUGGUAAAACCAUAUAAACUCUGUAACAGUCAAGAAGAAAAUGAUGCAGUGUCUUCUGCUAAGAAGCCAAAGCUAGCACUGGAAGAUGCAGAAAACACUGCUACUACUAACUGUGACUCUUAUUCAGAAGGACCGGAAAAAAACACAGUGACGCAGAAAAGGGCCCAAACUUGCCUAGAACCUUCCUGUUCAUGUUCUUCUGAAAGCCAGGAUUGCCAGACUACAGUCAGCACUCGAGAAAUUCUGGAAAUUUUGAAGAAAGGGGAUGCAUUUGUUUUAGAUAUUGACUUAGAUUUUUUUUCAGUCAAGAAUCCCUUCAAAGAAAUGUUCACUCAGGAGGAGUACAAAAUCCUACAAGAGCUCUACCAAUUUAAAAAGCCUGACACCAACCCAACAGAGGAAGAUUUGGUAGAUUGUGUUGAUACUAGAAUACAUCAGUUAGAAGAUUUAGAAGCUACUUUUGCUGAUUUGUGUGAUGGCGAUGAUGAAGAAACUGUCCAGAAAUGGGCUUCAAACCCUGGAAUGGAAUCACUAGUUCCACUUGUACAGAGUUUGAAAAAACGGAUGGAAGUGCCAGACUAUGAAAUGGUUCACCAGGCUGGUCUAACCUGUGAUUAUUCAGAACUUCCUCACCAUAUCAGCACAGAACAAGAAAUUGAGUAUCUUAUUCAGUCUGUGUAUUAUUUACUGAAAAAUUUACCAAAACCUACUCUUGUGACAAUUGCAAGGUCAAGUCUAGAUGAUUACUGUCCUUCUGAGCAAGUUGACACCAUUCAAGAAAAAGUCCUCAACAUGCUACACUCCCUCUAUGGGACCUUAGACAUUCAUCUGGUGUAUUCAGCAGAGUCUUCACCAUCUUGAAACAACAAAACACUAAGCUAUUACAUCCUGAUGUAGUAACAGGGUUUUCACUAAUUUAUUUGUAAAUGAGUCUUCCAGAAAACACUUCGUUUUUAUGUCAACUGCCACUUAAAAUCUUUCAGGUACCAUCAGUUGUUGAAUGAUGGCAAUUUUUUGGCAUCAAAUCUACACCCAAUUGAUGGAACUAUUGCUGAUCUUUCUUCCUUUCUAUAAUUGUCUUCACUUUGUGAGGUGUUUUUUUUCCCCUCUUUUCCCCUUUUUUCCCUAGGUCAGUUGGACUGUAUGAGAUUCGUUCAUUAAUUUAUUCACUCAACUAACUAAUAUUUAUUGAGUACUUAUAUGCACCAAUCAAUUAAGUGCUGGCUGUAUGGUAAUAAACAGACUAGACAAGGCCCCUGCCCUCUUGAGGGACAGGUGGGAAACAAAUUAUGGAUUGAAAAAAAAUGCUAGGAAGGAAAGGACAACAACACACAUGUAUUAGGUAUGUUCGUAGUACUUAGACCACCCUGGCCUUAUAGGAAAGUAACAUUCUCAAAAGCUACUACCAAAAAAAUAAUAAUAAUAAACUUUGCCAGUCCAUGAAAAUGUUGCAGGAAGUCUACCUCUCCAAGACUGUUGGGACUGUGGCCCAGCUCUUGCUAAAUGCUCUCAGCAUUGUUGGUAUUAAGGAGACCUAUUUAAGUAAACCAAACAAAAGUUAACUUUGUCAUUUGCUAAUCAGAAAAGCCCUUCUGGAUUUUUUGUGCCUCCAGGAUGGUCGGUGUGGGCAUUGAUUAUCAUAAUUCCUAGAUGCCACUUUAUUGGCAGUCAGGGUAGACACUUUUUUUCAAAUAAACCAGCUCUUUAAAUAGUAGAGGAAAAAGUUAAAUUCUUAAUUCUAGCCUACAAUACUGCCUUCCUCCAGCCUCCCCAUAAGAGACCCUGAGUCACUCUUAAUUAUGGAGCUUUUCAAUCCUUAAUUUGCUGAAGUCUUCCCGUUUUCAGUAUCCCUCAUGUUCAGGAAUCAUUUUUAACUACCUACUUGAUUUCCUUUAAAAGGUAGGAUGGCAUUUAAAGAAAAAAAAUCCAUUAUUCCUCAAUCCUAACACAGUAGGUAUUUUUCAUGUAACCUUCAGGCCGUGACCACAUGUGUACCUACCUGUAGAGUUGCAUGUAACAAAUGAUAGUGUUUUACCUAACUUUAUGGCUAAUACCCAAGGUCACAUUACCACUGCCACUCACUAGAUGGCAUCAGAACUCAUUUUCCCAAUGAUUCUAUUUUCCAGUGAAUUUUUCUUGUCACCACCUUGAUUUCCCAAGACUGAUAGUAUGAAUGUUUGUUUAUUAUGAAAAGCAAAGCAGACCGAUUCAUCUUUCCAUUUUGAUGGAACAUUCGUUCCAAAAGCUUUAUUUCUCUGUAAAAUCAGUAUUGCAAAAUAGUGCUGUUUAUUUUUUAAUUUUGAAAAAUUUUAUUAUAAUUCUGUAAAUAGAUGUUACUUUUAUGAGUAAAUUAAUUUUGUGUUCUAAAGAAAUAAAAAGGUGUAUGUUGAGUUUCUAAAAGUUUAAAAUCAAACUAUAGCACUAAUGGUAUAUGAUCUCAGUAUGUUCGUAGCAUUGAUCUUAUGAAUCUGGUUUAGUUAUUUUUUACAAUUCCCAUGAUCACUAAUAUGCUUCAGCAUUGUUUUAAUAAAAGGGCAUCAAUUUCCUUUUUAGCAACA